AUGGGGUUCCCGAAGGAGUACCAGUUUCUAUCUGAGCUCGGCCUUGGCCCUCGGAACCCUGGCUGCUAUGCCAACGGCACCUGGCGCGGCGAUGGCCCCGUCGUUGGCUCGUAUAACCCCGCCAACAACCAUGUGAGCUUCCUGCUUCGUUCUCUUUUUGCCUGGGAUUGAGGGGCCCCUCUCUCUUUGCUGUGCGUGAUCCCUGCCGUCUUGCGGCAUCAAUGUGUUGAACUUGGAUCGAUCAAUUUUUUGCUUUCUCGCCGUUUGUGAAGAGAAUUGCCGAGGUGGUGGAGGCGUCGAUCCAGGACUAUGAGGACGGUAUGCAGGCAUGCACGGAGGCAGCGAAGAUAUGGAUGCAGGUGAGCAUAUCACCGUCUCUUUCUCCCUCUCUUCCCCCAUCUACACACACACACACACGACUAUCUGUCUUUAUCUCUAUUGGAGGGAGUAGUUCGAAUGAAGGGAGAAGCUUGACGCCGACAUGCAUUUUGACUAGCUCUGUUAUGUAGCUGAUAGACCCAGCAUCCGAUCAUCUGUAGCUUUCACUUACCAUUUAAAUCAACGUUGUGCUGUUUGGGAAAACGAGAGGAAUCACGAUGGCUGAUGAUCUUUUUUGUGCUAUAUUUUCUUCUGCAAAUUCCUUCUUAUUCCUCAUAUUAUAAAUAUCUCAAACGCAUUUGGUUUGUUCUAAGAAUCUGACUGGUUCUUUAGAAAUCUUUUCGAGGGAAGGAUGAUCGUAUCGUUUUAGAAUUACAGUGAGCUAUCUUCCUCAGUUCACAAUCAUCGACUAAUUAAUUAAUCUUUUACAAACUCAUUUUUCAGGUUCCAGCACCGAAGAGGGGUGAGAUCGUCCGACAGAUUGGAGAUGCUCUUAGAACGAAACUGCAGCAACUUGGUAGGCUUGUCUCUCUUGAGAUGGGGAAGAUACUCGCUGAAGGAAUUGGUGAAGUCCAGGUAACAUUUUUCCGACAGGCUUUCAUGUUACAUUUGUCUUCGUGUAAUAUUCAUUAACCGAGUUAGUAUUUCAAUUUUUCCGUGCCAUAGGCUGUCAAUGGUGCCGAUUUUGUUAAACCUUUUCAGAGAAACGAGUAGAAUUGCAUGUUUAGUUUAUUACGCAUAAUGAGUAGUAUAAUGAUGUGCAUUUGGCAAAAAUAAUUAUCGGUGUAUUUAAUUCCUCACUCGGAAUAGACGGAGAGAUAAAUGCCUGACAAAAACGUUUUCCGAACUCAGAAAGAAGCUGAACAGAAUAACAGAAAGACAGGCUCUUCUUCUGUGUAAUCUAUUGCAUUCUGUUCCAGAAUAUGAACCUGUCAUUUCAUGAAACAGGAAAUAAUGGUUGACCUUAUCGCUUAUUGGACUAUGGCAUGUUUGUGCUCGAAACCCUGUGAAAUUCUUAGUUUUCUUUAGUGCAACACGUAGCGCGCUGGUGUAUGUAGAAGCAAUGCGCCUCAUUAAUAACUUUCAUUUUAUACUUAAACUUUAAGAUCAUAUAGAACCUCAUCUCCUUUUUUAUAAGUUCCGAUGUUCACUACUUCAACCAAAUUAGAUUUUCUAUCAAAUUAUGGGAAGCGAAUAUUUUCUCUCUUAGACAAGCAUUAUGGAAAUAGCCAAAAGUGUACGAACUACGUUUUUUCCCUUCCUUCUAUCUGUUGGACGAGGUUUCUAAACCACAACUGCGUACCUUCACUGUGGGAGUUCUUCAUGCAAACACUGAUGCAUAGGUGUCGAGCUUAACUUGAGAAAAAAAUGAAUAACAAUUUCCUGGUUCCAUUUGUCGCCAGUCACAGACCCUAAAGAUUGUAAUCGUUUAUUUCCUAUGUAUCUUCAAUGAAUGUACUGUUUCUUAGUUGAGGAAGAAAAUGAUAUUUCAGUGAAAGACAUCAUAUCUGUACGUGUUUUACAUAAAAUCAUGAACAAAAUCACAUCAAUUGAUUGGCAUGUUGGCACAAAAGUGUUUUUCGUUGAAAAGAGGGACCAAUGUAAUUUUUCUGAAACAGUUACGGGUUUACCCGGUGAAUACAGCAGAAAAGAGUAAAAAUAGACUUCUGCGGAAUGACUGAUUCAUUCGGAUCGACAUGAGGGUCCAGUUCAUGCUGCUUAUAGAAGCAUAAUUUAGAAUACCAUCCAUUUUUUCAUGACCAUAAUUGAUCUAUUGAUGGACAUGGUACUUUGUUGUUCUUUCCAAGCUCAAAACCGUUAAUUAUCGUUUGAAAUGCUGUAGUGAGUAAUAUUUUACUAUUUGGUUUACAUUACUUGGAAGGAUGAGUCACUGUCGAUUUCAUUUAUAAUCCAGUCACUGUUUGGUAGCCUUGAUCCUUCUUUCUUAGUUUCUAGGCCAUAGAAUAUAUCAACGUCAUUCAUUGAUUUCAUGGGAACUCCUAGCCGUUAACUUCCCUGUUAUAUUUUGAUAUCCUUGAUAAGACAUGAUUAUUGAAUGAAGUGGAUGAAUAGAGUCUACGAUGCCCCCUAUACAGUACAUACUGUGCAAGUGCCGAAUAUGCCUUGUAUUUUCUUACUUCGAUUCAUGUUUUUUAUCAGGAAAUAAUUGACAUGUGCGACUAUGUUGUUGGGUUAAGCCGACAACUCAAUGGAUCAAUUAUUCCGUCAGAACGUAAGCCGUUUAUUCCCUGAAUCUUUGGAAUAUAGCCUGGUCAUUCUUCAUUCAGUUAAGUUUCAUAUGUUCCAAGUUUUACAGUGCUGCUUAUCGCCUGUAUAAUCUUGUUUGCUCUACAAUACUGAACUGAUAACGCCAAAUAUUUUCUAUCUUUUACCCGAGAUGCUUGUAAGGAGUCAGCCGUCCCCGCAUUCCAUUUCUCAAAGAUAAUUGUCUCAAGUAAAAACUGUUUCUCCAUUAAAAAACGACUGAGAAACUGUUGGUUGAAAUACAAAAAACUCAAAAUUGAUGAAUAUUGGCUGAAUGAGGUUUGAGAUAAUAUCUGUUGUCAAUCCAAAAACCCUGUCAUUGAUUGAAGUUUAACUGCUUUAAAAUAAAAUUUCCCCUUGAGGAAAAUCAUAUUCGACUGUAGUUGUCUUAUGCAUGAUUUGGUUCUCUACUUUAUAAUAUACUGUUUUUCAUGCCCUGGGUCAUGAGUCAUAUUUUGAAGAAAAAAACUGAGAAAGCUUUCACCUUAAAGCCGUGUGAUUCACUUGUGAUGAGUAUGCGAUAAGCAGAUGUUAGUUCAUAUGCCAGACUGACAUACAUUGGAACACGUCUUUUUAUGUGAAGGGCAUUAUCCCUUUCUUUCAUGUUUCUGAAGAGGAUGUAUUGGAUUUGCGACCCUAAGUUCCUCUUUUAAUAGCUUAUUACGACUGCCUAGUUUUUUGUAUGGGAAAUGGCCACCUUGCAUUUCAUGGGUCAUUUAAGCGCCGGCGUACUGUAUUUUACCUUCUGAUUGUUAUGGCUUUUUCAGUUGUUUGCAGAAUGUUUCUUAUUUCAUUUGUCUUCCUACAGGUCCGAACCAUAUGAUGAUGGAGGUAGGAUGUUCAUGAUGCAGAUUCGUAAAGUCUGUUUAACAUCUGGUGCUUACUUCUUUCCUGAUCUUUAUGCUAAAAUUUGAAAAAAUAAUUCUAAUGCAGGUGUGGAAUCCCCUUGGAAUUGUGGGUGUAAUCACAGCCUUUAACUUUCCAUGUGCUGUGCUCGGUAAGACCGCGCAUUCUUCACUUGAACUUUGUUUUUGUCCUUGAUAAUCUCCAUUCUCUGUAAUAACCGAGUUCGUUCUAGUUUGAAACUGUAAAAAAAUAUUUCAAAUUAUUUUAUUGAAUAAUAACAACUUUGUGGGAAGAAAAAAGCGAAACUUAUAGAUCACCUUCCAGUCUCACCUUCUACCUUAUCACUUGUCACCUUCCAGUAUCGUGAAACCGAAUCCUGUGUCCAAUUUCGAGUAUCCACUUUCCAGCAUCACCUUCUACCUUAUCACUUCAGAUUCUUUGAUAUAUAGUCACUCUUUUUGAUCAUUCAUGAAGGCCUGCAGUUCGAAUUUUUGCACCAUGAAAAACCGUUUCUUGGUAAAAUAGGAAACAAUAUGCUCUUUCUCAAGACCAUCAUUCACACAUUCUUCAUUGAAUCAUAUCCAUUCAAAAGGAUGUUUAGUUUCCUUUCAUUCUUUCCUUUUUUUAGCUCUCAUAUCUUAUGUGUGGUGAUGCAGGAUGGAACGCCUGUGUUGCUUUAGUAUGUGGCAACUGUGUUGUCUGGUAAGUAUAUAAUUGUAUAUAUGGUCUUAUUUUUCAAUCAUAUCAUCUACAAUCUUCAUGAAUUUUAAUUUUGUUUAGGUUAUUUCACUUUGUUGACACUUCUCACUUUAUGAUUUACUUUUCUGAGAUACAUUUUUGCUUAUCGCUUCUGGCCUUCUCAUGUUUCUAGUGUCUUUUGAUGAUACUUGGGCAUGUAUCGAACUGGUAUGUGAAUCUGACAAAUGAAAGGGACAAAUGUGAUAAAAGAGCAAGCUAAAUCACGCACCCGACACUCUGGGGUCAGCCCUGAACCCUCCUUAUAUACAUCCCGAGGGGAUACAACAGCCCUCAUUUUAGUAUGCGCAAUACAUGGCAAGCUGUCUCAUAUAGAAACAACAGCUUUAAAUUAUGGGGCGGAAAAUCAGGGAUCGAAGUGUAGAGAAUAAGAAAGUCCUAAGCAUAGAAAGUCUAAUGAUAACUCUGAAGAAUAUGUGGCUCUAUUUUAUUAUCAUUAUUUAAUGGAAUUUUAAAUGUAUCUAUAUAUAUAGAUAUAUAUAUAUAUAUCCUUUGUUGAUCAGUCGGAUAAAAGGCAAUUCAUCAAAGAAAAAGUAAUUCAUUAUCCUGAAGUACAGUCUUCAAGACUUUCAGUGGUUAUUCUAGAUUCCUCUUUCACAAUAAGCUUAAAGUCCUACCUUUCCAUAAACGCAGAAAACGUAAAAACAUAGUAUUCAUGGAGGGAAAAGAAGCCCAUGGUUGCAUCGUUUACCUCUCUCUAUUCGUCCCUCUUUAACCAUUAAUUUUCUUCUUCGUCACACCUUAGCCGUAGCCAGCUUAAACUGAACGAUAGGACUAGAGUGAAUUGAGGAGACUGUUGAAACAUUACAAUAGAUUCUGUAGGUAAUCAUCGAUCUGAUUCAAUGAAUGACUGUUCUCUCUGAGUUUGUUUCUACUCAGUUAUGACUCUCGAGUUGUGUGACAAGGUCUAACAUGCGUGAACUACAUGCAUCAACAGAGGCAUCGCAGAUGUCAAAAUAUUUCAGUAAGACAGUCUACUUGGUUGACGCGUGAACUACUCAGCAUUUCUUGAUUGAAUGCAGUCUACUUGGAGUUCAUGUAAGACAGUCUUAUGGUCCUGGUCUUAAAUUGGUGAUCGAGAAGGUAUGGGUCGGGUGAACCAGAGUUUGGAUCUUGCCAUCCUAGGUGUACUAUCUCAGUGCACUACUCGAUAUUUAAGCUAGAAGAUUUAGUCUUUCUGUCCAUUCUCAUUUGAAAGUGAGUGUUUGUGGGGUCAACACUGGGAAGUUAAAUGCUAGCAUUUUCACAUAAAAUAGGAUCUAAUGUAUCCAAAAUGCAAAGAUUUACGAGGGUCAACGCUUCUGGACUAACUACCAACAGACCCAUGGGAACCAAGUCAACAAUAGGGAAAGACAAAUUUUAGCACCCAAACUGGGCCAAAAAAUGGAAAAACAGGGUCGACUAUUGACAUUGCAUGAGGGUCCUCUCUUCGGUUGGCACCUGAUUAUAUAUAUAGUCGAUAUAAAUUUUCUAGGGGUUGACUCUUGGAGAUUUGUAAUCCUAGAUGAAGAGUCAUUUUCUAGCUGUUGGAGGAGCAGAAAUUUGCAAUGGUUUUACUUGGGCGUCUCAUCCUACUAGAAGAGCCCGAAGAAGAGAGAGGAAGCUUUCGUGAGAUUUCCGUGAUCCGGAAUGUCAAAACCCACCCAAGGCGUGACUUGGGGAGCAAAGUAGGUCUGAGAUCAAUCAAAACCAUCACAAAAUUCGUGUGGCAUUAUGGUGCAUGCUCGUCUCCUUCUCACGCGAUUUUGAGUUCUGCGUUACUGUUUUACUGCCUCUUUUGCCAAGCCUUUUUUUUUUCUUUUCAGCAUCUCACGCCUCUCUCCUUCUGUAAUUUAGUAUUCUAUAAAAUAAGAAGAAAAAAAACGCAAUUUGAUGCUAAUGGCAACACCAUUGACUGCGCAAUAGGAAAGGGGCACCAACAACCCCUUUGGUCACCAUUGCCACCACAGAGAUUAUUGCUCAAGUUCUGGAAAAGAACAACUUACCUGGUGCCAUAUUUACAUCAUUCUGCGGUGGCUCUGAAAUCGGAGAAGCAAUAGCACGCGACAAACGGAUACCAUUGGUUUCGUUCACCGGAAGCACAAAGGUAUGAGAUUGCAUCUUCUAUCCUGUAACUAUGACGAUUGAUUUUAUUUAUUUGUUUAUUUAUUAUUAUUAUUAUUCUGUCGUCUAAUCUUCCAUACUGUUUGAGGGGCACCAAGUAUCGAGUUACUAUCUGGUGCAUAGCGUUUUCCUUGGCUGUUCUUGUCGGCUUUGGUGACCGAUUGGUGUCAUCUUUCUGCUUAUUAGGCUUUUCUUGAAUAAUUAUAGCCGACUAGCAUGCAUGUUUUCCAUUAAUUACAUGGAAGGGGGAUGAAGUUCUCUGCAGAUGCUCACCUUAGAUAGAAAGAGUGACCAUUAUAUCAUGAGGUACCAGUCUAGGGCUGACCCACAAACUUCCAAGGUUGAGACAUUCUUGGAUCACUACUACACACACAUACACAAUUGCACUUACCGAGCUGACCGUCAUAAAUUGUAUCAUCGACUCGAUCUUCCUGUCAGUAGAAAUGAAGUUCAUCACUAGAUUUAUCGACCAUAUAUGCCGCUCAGCUCAUUCUUGGCUCCAAGCGCAGGUCGGGCUCAUGGUUCAGCAGACGGUUAACCAGAGAUUUGGCAAAUGCCUGCUCGAGCUCAGCGGGAACAACGCCAUAAUCGUCAUGGACGACGCAGAUAUCCAGCUCGCCGUGCGAUCUGUUCUCUUCGCCGCCGUCGGCACUGCCGGGCAGCGUUGCACCACCUGCCGGAGGCUGGUAAUGUGCCCACCCCCUCCGCCGUUCUCCUCAUUCUACGAGCUGCCCUGAAAAUAUGGACCUCUGAAGCUGCAAAUCUGCUUUCCCUCCGCGGAGACAGCUCCUCCAUGAAAGCAUAUAUCAGGUAUUUCUCGACCAACUGACUGCAGUCUACAAGCAAGUAAAGAUCGGAGAUCCUCUGGAGAAGGGCACCCUAAUGGGCCCGCUCCACACAGCCGCCUCCAAGCAGCACUUUGCGAGCAGCAUCGAGGUCAUCAAGUCUCAGGUCAGCUCCCUUCCCUCCUCAUCCCACAUCCUGCUGUUCGCCUCAGCUGCUUUCUAAUAGAGAUAUUAACAGGGGGGGAAGAUCCUCGUAGGGGGAGCUGCCGUCAACUCCGACGGAAACUACGUCCAACCGACGAUCGUGGAGAUCUCCUCCUCAGCCCCCAUCGUGCGGGAAGAGCUCUUCGGCCCCGUCCUCUACGUUAUGAAAUUCCAGGUACCGCCGUCCAGCUUCUCCGUUGACUCCUCCCCAGCAUAUAAUAUAUAUAUAUAUAUAUAAUAUUUUUAAAUUUAUUUAUUUAUUUAUUUAUUUUGUGGGCUUCAUGGAGACUCUGAGAGAGGCGAUUGAGAUAAACAACGCCGUCCCGCAAGGAUUGAGCAGCUCGAUAUUCACCCGCAAGCCCGAGCUCAUCUUCCAGUGGAUCGGGUGAGCGUCAAAACCGGGCGUUCUUCCUUUUAUUAUGAUUAUUUCUCUUGCUGAGCGGCCUAUUUACUCCCACUUACCUUUAUUUUAAUGCCCCGGUUAUCUUGGCUUCCCUUGAUCGAGCUUUCAGGCCGCACGGCAGCGACUGCGGCAUAGUCAACGUCAACAUUCCCACGAACGGCGCCGAGAUCGGCGGCGCGUUCGGCGGCGAGAAGGCCACCGGAGGCGGCCGCGAAGCCGGCAGCGACUCCUGGAAGCAGUACAUGCGGCGCUCCACGUGGUAGACCCCCCUAGCCCUCGCCGGCGCGCCCUAGUCUCAUUUCCUCCUCCUCCUCCCCCCCGGGCCCACCGACGAAUUAACGGUCUUCUUUCUUUUUCUUCCCCUUUUUUGUUUUUGGCAGCACGAUCAACUACGGCAAAGAGCUGCCCUUGGCGCAGGGGAUAAACUUCGGCUAG
Spirodela intermedia is the source of this 8175-nucleotide messenger RNA. NCBI's taxonomy places the organism in Eukaryota, Viridiplantae, Streptophyta, Magnoliopsida, Alismatales, Araceae. The record is from the annotation of a GenBank genome assembly.